UAUUCACGGGCGAUGGAAGGUGAGUUGAGACCGAGGCUCUGUUUCCUCACUAAAGGAGAGCGCGGAUAUGGCUUUCACUUGCACGGGGAGAGGAAUAAAGGCGGACAGUUCAUCCGGAAAGUGGAACCGGGCUCCUGCGCUGACUUGGCGGGACUAAGAGCAGGAGACCGACUGGUGGAGGUCAAUGGGGAAAACGUGGAAAACGCAACGCACCAUGAAGUGGUUAACCGAAUCAGAGAGGUGGACUUCCGCACUCGUCUGCUGGUGGUGGACAGGGAGACCGAUGAGUACCUCCACAGUCGUGGCUUGGCUUGCACAGAGGCUCUGGCCAUUGAAAUGGGCACCCUGUCCCCACGUCCAUCUCCAGCCCCCACCCCCAGCUCCUCACCCAUCCCACCAUUCUUGCGGAGGGAGCUCGGAGCACUGUCCCCCAAAACGAACCGAUCAUAUGCCGUGUCCACAGUGCGCCCCCUCACCAUCUCCCACUCUCCCACACCAACAGUCACUGAUGGGAAGUCUUCAAGAAACUCUGUUGCUUCAAGAAACUCUAUGGCUUCAAGCAUCACAGACACAGAGGUGAGCUGCAGUCUGUGGUUUAUAAGAUGA
Boleophthalmus pectinirostris (great blue-spotted mudskipper) is the source of this 606-nucleotide messenger RNA. RefSeq names its product Na(+)/H(+) exchange regulatory cofactor NHE-RF2-like. The record is from RefSeq and is a predicted model, not a curated record. Gene Ontology annotation, molecular function: protein binding; protein-membrane adaptor activity. Lineage: Eukaryota; Metazoa; Chordata; Actinopteri; Gobiiformes; Gobiidae. The transcript has 2 exons. Gene Ontology annotation, cellular component: apical plasma membrane. Bases 13 to 606 code for a protein of 197 amino acids. Gene Ontology annotation, biological process: protein localization to plasma membrane.